Phialemonium atrogriseum is the source of this 786-nucleotide messenger RNA. Its product is annotated as protein hob3. Bases 1 to 786 code for a protein of 261 amino acids. Gene Ontology annotation, cellular component: actin cortical patch; mating projection tip; Rvs161p-Rvs167p complex. Gene Ontology annotation, biological process: plasma membrane tubulation; endocytosis; actin cortical patch localization. NCBI's taxonomy places the organism in Eukaryota, Fungi, Ascomycota, Sordariomycetes, Cephalothecales, Cephalothecaceae. Gene Ontology annotation, molecular function: lipid binding; protein binding. The record is from RefSeq and is a predicted model, not a curated record. The transcript is spliced from 6 exons.
AUGUCUUGGGCAGGCUUCAAGAAGAAUGUCAACCGCGCGACGACGCAGGUUAUGAUGAAGACUGGACACGUCGAGAAAACGAACGAUCGAGACUACGAGGUUGAGGAGAGACGGUUCAGGACCAUGGAAGCCGCAUCACUACGGCUACAAAAAGAGGCAAAGGGAUACCUAGACUCGCUCCGAGCAAUGACGGCCUCACAAAUGCGCAUCGCCGAGACGAUCGACGCAUUCUACGGAGACGCGGGCGCCAAAGACGGCGUCAGCCGGAGCUACAAGCAGGCCGUGGAGGAUCUGGACGCCGAGACGAUCAAGGAGCUCGACGGACCGUACCGGACGACCGUGCUGGAGCCCAUAUCGAGAUUCUGCGCAUAUUUCCCAGACGUCAACGAGUGCAUCAAGAAGCGCGGCCACAAGCUCCUCGACUACGACGCGCUGCGGGCAAAGGUCAAGAAGCUGGUGGAGAAGCCGGACAAGGACGUGACCAAGCUCCCGCGGGCGGAGAAAGAGAUGGAGAUGGCCAAGGCGGCGUACGAGCAGCUGAACGAGCAGCUGUGCGGCGAGCUGCCGCAGCUGCUCGACCUGCGCGUCCCCUACCUCGACCCCUCCUUCGAGGCCCUCGUCAAGAUCCAGCUCCGCUUCUGCGCCGAGGCCUACAGCCGCAUGGCCCAGGUCCAGCAGUACCUCGACGCCGACACCCGCGACCAGUACGCCCAGGGCGAGCUGGACAACAGGGUCGAGCAGGUGCUGCAGGAGAUACGCGAGCUGAGCAUCAGUGGGACGGUAUAA